Messenger RNA from Ilex paraguariensis (yerba mate), 615 nucleotides. Lineage: Eukaryota; Viridiplantae; Streptophyta; Magnoliopsida; Aquifoliales; Aquifoliaceae. The record is from the annotation of a GenBank genome assembly.
AUGGAGAUGGCAUUGAGUAAAGGGUGUGGUGGGAGUGGUGGUGGUGUUGGGGAGAGAGAUCUACGGUGGGGGAUGAAGAGAGAGAAGAGAGAGAAGCAUUAUCCACCGCCCAUGCCAUCGCUGGCACGUACCGGGAACUUGCCGUCACACAUGCCGUGGGUGUUGAAGAAAUGCUACACCGGCGAUGGAAGAUUGGUAAUAACAGAAGAGAAAGUGAAGCAUCACGGGUACUUCAGGGCUCACAGAUCCAAUGGCCGUCUCACUCUGCAUCUCGUUCCCCUGGACGACGGCGUUUUGGAUUCUCAUGAUGACAAUGAAGUGUUUCAAGAAGAAGAAGAAAAGAUGAAUGAUAUUGUCGAAGCCCAGUAUGAUAAGAACACCAAUCAGUCUGAUCACGAUGAUAAUGAUGAGAAUGAGAGUGGUGAUGAGGGGGAAAAUGGAGGGGCAGUGGUGUUGCCGGAGGCAAUGAUUAGGUCGCCGGACGAUGCUGGUUUGAGUAUUAUGGGGGGUGGCGGUGGUGGGGGUGGCGGCAAUUUUUACAACUACGGUAGUCUGAGAUCGAGCUCGUGUAUGCUUGGUAUGCCAGUACUAUCGAUAAGGCAAGUUCACAUAUAG